Messenger RNA from Oldenlandia corymbosa var. corymbosa, 642 nucleotides. NCBI's taxonomy places the organism in Eukaryota, Viridiplantae, Streptophyta, Magnoliopsida, Gentianales, Rubiaceae. The record is from the annotation of a GenBank genome assembly.
AUGGGUGGUGUACCGUUUCAGACUCGGUCUAGUCAGCCGAUUAAUGUACUCGAUUAUUCUGAGGACGACCUGGAAGAGGAGAAUGAGGAUGAGGGGGAUGAGGAGAUUGAGUUUGAUGAGGAUGAUGUGCAUGACAGUGUUAGGAUGGGUGCAUAUCACAGAGAUACGCCUAUAUACAAUCUUAGUAGUUACCCUCCUCCUCUGUUUGGUUGUCCACAGCCUGGUCCUGGUGGUUUACCCUCUCCCCCUACCCCUAUCCCUUUUCCUAUGAGUGGUGUGUGGCGCAGUCCACAUUAUAGUCCCUCUUUCCCGCGUCCCGGUCAAUUCCCAAAGGAUACAUCUACCGGUAGUCGGCCUCAUCUCUCCCGCCCGCUCAGGCAUCUCCCUCCCCGAACCGUGCCCCUCGCGGAGGUCCCGUCUCCGCUGGAGUAUCUACACGUCCUCCCCCUCUCAUUGAUCCCGUGUGCCCUAGCCGAGGUCCCGGAUCCACUGGAGUAUCUACACGUCCAGUUACCACUAUUGCAUCAUCAGUGUUCAGUUUUUUCAAACAUGUAUGUGAAACUUGACACUUCAAGCGGUUCAGUGGAAAACCGCAAUAAUAGGUGCCAAUUUUCUGUCUCGAGUAUUCCAGUUUGUACCUAA